Molecule: messenger RNA, 1251 nt
Organism: Ilyonectria robusta
Lineage: Eukaryota; Fungi; Ascomycota; Sordariomycetes; Hypocreales; Nectriaceae
Product: Alpha/Beta hydrolase protein
Exons: 4
Coding region: 1-1251 (416 amino acids)
Biological process (GO): epoxide metabolic process
Molecular function (GO): epoxide hydrolase activity
Source: RefSeq, a predicted model, not a curated record
AUGUCCACUGAGAACUUUGCCACGCUGCCGCAUCGUGUGGCCCGGGAUGCUCACAUCGAGCCCUUCCACAUCGCCAUCCCCCAGCACGAGAUCGAUAGACUCCAUUUACUCCUCGACAACUGCCCCGUGGCAGACGCCAACUGGGAAAUCUCGCAGGAAGAUGGGCGUUUCGGCGUGACCAGAGACUGGCUGACCAAAGCCGUAAAAGAUUGGCGUCACAAUUACAACUGGCGUCAAUGGGAAGCCCAAUUCAACUCGUACCCUCAGUACAUGAUCGACGUCAAGGACGAUGAUGGCAAAGCAUACAGUAUCCGCUUCAAUGCUCUUUUUUCCACCAAUCCAAAGGCGUUGCCAAUCAUCUUCCUGCACGGCUGGCCUGGUUCAGCGGUAGAAUUUCUUCCAAUGCUGGAACUUAUCAAGCAGCAAUACCAGACUGCAGACUCCUUGCCUUAUCACAUAAUCGUCCCCGACCUCAUCGGCUUCGGUUUCUCAUCUCGCCCUCCUAUCGAUAAAGACUACGGUUAUGAUGACAAUGCGCGGAUUCUAGUCAAGAUGAUGCACAGCCUGGGCUUCACAGCGGAGAAUGGCGGAUAUAUGACUCAGGGAGGUGACCUCGGCGGCACUGUGGCUCCCAAAAUGGCCGUUCUUGAUCCGGAGAAUUGUCGACUUGCACAUGUCAACGUAUUAGCGAUGCCACCGCCCGAGGGAGCAGACGUUGAGGAAGACAUCCGAUCUGGCAAAUACACACCAGAGGAGGCUGAGGCUUUGCGUAACGGCAUGGCAUUUUUUGCUAGGGGAGCUGCAUACGCAGCAAUUCAAGGCACCCGGCCUGCGACUUGUGGCUUGGCCAUUGGUAGCAGCCCAGUCGCAUUGUUUGCAUGGAUCGGAGAAAAGUUCAUCGAGUGGUCAGAUCCUGAGUCGAGACCUUCUCUAGAACAUAUUCUCACCAAUGUGUCUUACUAUUGGUUUACAAAAUGUUAUCCCACAUCAGUCUGGAUCUACCGACUUAUGGUCGCGGAAGGGUCAAACAUUCGAUCCGGAUGGGUUGGCAUUCAGCGCCCUCUUGGGUAUUCCUGGUUUAAGUCGGACGCCUUCAAUCCCCCAAAGCAGUGGCGCGAUAGAAUUGGCAUAGCCAAAUGGUUCCGAUAUCACGAACGGGGAGGCCAUUUUGCAGCAUUAGAGCAGCCAAAUCUCUUGUGGGAGGAUGUCGUGGAUAUGAUUGCAGACUUUGACCUUCAGCCGCGUAAUUGA